UCAAGAGUCCAUCAAUCGCAUUCACCAGUCAGUCUGAAACAAUAACUUAACUGCAUAGGCCCACUUGGAUGAACAUUGAACUUUGAAAGAAAAUUGAGAAAGCAAGUUCAGAAAUUCUUUAAUUAAAAAAAUGAGAAUUAACGGGAAAUUGCGUGGAAAGACAAUAUUCAUAACCGGUGCCUCUAGAGGUAUUGGCAAAGCAAUAGCCCUAAAGGCAGCACGUGAUGGAGCGAACAUUGUCAUAGCAGCAAAAACAGCGGAUCCUCAUCCGAAAUUAGCAGGCACAAUUUACAGUGCGGCAAAAGAAAUUGAACGUGAAGGUGGCAGAGCGUUAGCAUGUGUUGUGGAUGUGCGAGACGAACAGCAAGUACGCAAGGCUGUUCAGGCAGCUGUAGAUAAAUUCGGAGGUAUUGACAUUUUAAUUAACAAUGCCAGUGCAAUUUCCCUAACUCCAACACUUGAAACGGAUAUGAAGCGCUACGACUUGAUGCACAACAUCAAUACGAGAGGCACAUUUUUGGUAUCGAAGGCAUGUAUACCACACCUGUUGAAGAGCAAACAUGGGCACAUUUUAAACAUUUCACCGCCACUCGUCAUGGCGCCACAUUGGUUUGGUAAUCAUGUUGCUUAUACCAUGGCCAAAUACGGCAUGUCAAUGUGUGUACUCGGUAUGGCUGAGGAGUUCAGGGACAAAGGCUUAGCGGUGAAUGCAUUAUGGCCACGCACCACCAUCUACACGGAUGCAGUGAAAAUGUUACAAGGAGAAGGAGCUGUUCAAUAUUCGCGCACACCUGAAAUAAUGGCCGAUGCAGCGUAUGCAAUACUUUGUCGAGAUCCAAGUUCUUGUACAGGAAAUUUCUUUAUCGAUGAAGAGGUGCUAAUUGAAGAAGGCGUGAAUGAAUUGAAACGUUAUGCAUGCUUCCCCGAAAAUGCCGACAAACUGAUAUCAGAUUUUUUUCUCCCUGAGAAAUAUGUUUCGAAGCUAUAAGAUUUAUACAAAUAUCUUCGUGUAUCCAAAAUUUGUAUAUAUAUUUUAAAAAGUCCGGUGGUAUUGUAUAUUUUAUAACUAUUUUUAUAAGAGUAAAUCAUUUCUUUUUUUGUUAAAGU
Anastrepha ludens (Mexican fruit fly) is the source of this 1107-nucleotide messenger RNA. Its product is annotated as hydroxysteroid dehydrogenase-like protein 2. Bases 131 to 988 code for a protein of 285 amino acids. NCBI's taxonomy places the organism in Eukaryota, Metazoa, Arthropoda, Insecta, Diptera, Tephritidae. The transcript has 4 exons. Gene Ontology annotation, cellular component: mitochondrion. The record is from RefSeq and is a predicted model, not a curated record.